AUGCAGCAGAUAUGCAGCAGGACCAGCUGGUGUGUCACGGCUGUAGAAAUACAUUGCUCUAUCCUAAUCCUAGAGGAGCUACCAACGUUCGUUGUGCCUUAUGUAACACUAUCAACAUGGUCCCUCUUCAUCCUUCUCCUCAUCAUCCUCAUGCUCAUGCAGGGAGGGACAUGGCUCACAUUGUAUGUGGUGGUUGUCGAACUAUGCUUAUGUAUACCCGUGGGGCAAGUAGUGUCAGAUGCUCUUGCUGUCAGACUGUCAACCUUGUCCCAGCACCACCACCACCAUCCAAUCAGGUUGCGCAUAUCAACUGUGGGAACUGCUGGACGACACUCAUGUAUCCUUACCGUGCAUCAUCUGUUAAAUGUGUUGUUUGCCAAUUUGUUACUAACGUUAAUAUGGGCAAUGGAAGGGUGCCUAACAUGCCCAAUGGAGCACCCUAUCCAGGGACAAUGCCAUCUACAGCCAUUCAGUCAACACCACCGUCUAAGACACACACCGUUGUUGUAG
This is a messenger RNA of Eruca vesicaria subsp. sativa (arugula), 510 nucleotides long. NCBI's taxonomy places the organism in Eukaryota, Viridiplantae, Streptophyta, Magnoliopsida, Brassicales, Brassicaceae. The record is from the annotation of a GenBank genome assembly.